AUGGAUAAUAAGACCGAAUAAAGAUAAAAACUAUUUAGAAUUUCUAAUCCCGCCUAGAAAGCCCAAACAUUAGUACCAAGACAGUUAAGAGAUGACAGUCUAAAACCAUUGCAAUAACAAUAAAUGUAAAAAAUAGUUGUUAGUAAUGAUGAUAAAUUGAGAAAGGUUAUUAUAGAUCAUCAUUAUUGAUUAGGAAAAUGAGUUACUAAAAUCUGAGCUUUUAGCAACUAAGGAAUAAUACAAAAUUUUACAAGAGGAAUAUAAAAAAUUAUAAUCUAAAUAUCAAAAUCUAUAAUAAUAAUAGAUAAGAGGACCAACUUAAGAGAUGCUGAUGGCUCAUGAAUUGUAAAGGCAUCUAAGGCAUUACUAAUACUAUGAAUUUAUUUAAGAAGCAAUGAUGCCUCAACAAUAAUUCUAGACAGAUGGAAUGACUUAUGAAUAAUUAUUAGAAUUAUAAGAGUAGGUUGGGCAUGUUUCAAAAGGUCUUACCAAAUAGGAAAUCAAAAAAAUUCCAAAGAGAUAGGUCAACCAAAAAUAAAAAGACCCGUAAUAUUACCAUAAUUCUUUAGAUGCACUAUUUGUUAUAACGAUAUCGAAAAAUUUGAGAAGAUCCGAGAAUUAAAGUGUAGACAUUAAUACCAUUCUAAAUGCAUUAAAAAAUGGCUUCUUUCUUAAAAGAAAUGUCCCAUCUGUUAAACAGAAGUAUGA
Paramecium octaurelia is the source of this 708-nucleotide messenger RNA. NCBI's taxonomy places the organism in Eukaryota, Ciliophora, Oligohymenophorea, Peniculida, Parameciidae. The record is from the annotation of a GenBank genome assembly.